Tribolium madens (black flour beetle) is the source of this 388-nucleotide messenger RNA. RefSeq lists its product as uncharacterized. The transcript has 2 exons. The record is from RefSeq and is a predicted model, not a curated record. The coding region runs from base 14 to 331 and encodes 105 amino acids. NCBI's taxonomy places the organism in Eukaryota, Metazoa, Arthropoda, Insecta, Coleoptera, Tenebrionidae.
UGCGCUUAGUAAAAUGACAAACGAAGGUGUGAUAACUGUCAAAAUACACAAAAAUAACAUAAUUUUGAAAUGUUUAAACGAAACAGUUCAACUCAAGAAUCACAAUUGGGGGGAUUACAUGAAAUCCUUAAGAACAAUCCAAAAAAAUGUCAACAUAGCAUUAACCGAACUCGUGGAACAGGAAAAAACCGGUGACGAACAAAUGGACAUCGGCGACGAAGACUAUGAUGAACACAUGGAUGAGGACGAAGAAGAUGACGAAGACCCGGAAGCAACGAAACGUAAAUUACGCUCAGGCGAGGCUACAACUCCGAAAAAAGCUAAAGUUUAACUACCUUUACUGCAUUAAAUAGUUUGAGAAACUGAAUAAACUGUGUUUUGUAAAAAU